Athalia rosae (coleseed sawfly) is the source of this 1452-nucleotide messenger RNA. RefSeq lists its product as uncharacterized. The transcript is spliced from 5 exons. The record is from RefSeq and is a predicted model, not a curated record. Lineage: Eukaryota; Metazoa; Arthropoda; Insecta; Hymenoptera; Athaliidae. Bases 182 to 1270 code for a protein of 362 amino acids.
UAGCGCAUGGCAGAUGACCCUUAACGCCUUUAUCAACGCCCUUUACUUGCCUUGUCCUGUUCAAUACUCUACCACCUUGUGAAUUUUCAGUUUGUCAAGUAUCUACCGCGAGAUAGAUUUCUCUUAAUCGUUUGCAACCAUCACUACACCGACGUAUCCAGCUAUCAGAGAUUUUGAAAAUAUGUCGGGCAGUAAGUGCGUGAAGCCGCCAAGAAAAGCUUAUGCCAAGGAACCUCACGAAAUGAGCCAUGCAGAAAAGCUAAGGCUCAUAGAUGACGAUUUGACCUCAUUCUAUAAAUAUUGUCAGCAAGCUGGCUUUACCGAAGAGGAGAUGGACAUCAUUUGUCAACCAUUGGUGGCAGCAAUGCGACGGUCCUGGCUACAACUUGCUUUCAGAGCUGCAUUGGUCCUUAUCGUGGGUGGGACUAUAGCAUGUCUUGCGGCUCAGCUGGAUUUUGUUGGGACCCAUUUUUCAGCUAUAGGUCGUUUAUUACUGAUAAAAAUUUUACCCAUUUGGAACUGGCAGCCACUGUAUUAUGAAAAUUGCAUGAUCAACAAUCCGUUUCAUAACGACUAUACCAUUACUGAGGAGGAUUGUGUGACUUGUGAGGCAUUAGAGACUAUUGAUCGUUUAUCUGAUGUAAAAUAUCGUCAACUGGUUGACAAUUAUUUGAGUCGAGAUGCUCCAGCUAUAAUAAACGAUGCUAUGGAUUCCUGGCCAGUGAUGAAUACUGAUUAUUUCUGGUUCGAUAAUAUUACUCAUCUAUAUUUGGAAAAUGAACGUCUUAUGGAAACAGUCCCCUGUGCCUUGACCUCGAAUCUUCGUACAGGUUCCUCUGACCUUGCAGCUUUUCUGCGUAGAGUUCACUCGCCGGAAGUUGCCAAGUGGUUUGUCCACUGGCAAAAUUGUGACAUUAAUGCAGUUAAGGUUCUUCGCAAAUAUUAUCAACGUCCAUAUUUUUUGUCAAGCACGGUGUCUCCGGCACACUUCAACUGGGUUCUUAUGUCCUCUGACUAUAAUAGCCCUAGCUACAAGAAAGUUGAGCUGGAUUCCGGCUUGAUAGCAUUGGCUCAGUUACGAGGGGCUACACAACUUAGAUUAACCCCAAUUAAUCCAUGUAACAGUUCAUGCCCAGAAUUAGUUGCUGAUCUCCACCAAGGUGAAAUGUUGGUAUUCACUAACGUUAUGUGGAUGUUGGAAUAUGCCCCGAUGCGAGGCCUGGAUAAUAUAGCCAUUCUAACAGAAACUGUAUGGGAAGAUGACAUGUAAAGAAGGUUCGAAAUUUCUUAUAGUUGCCAAGACAUCAAAUUAAUGAUACUAUGCUAUACUAUGAUACCUCAUAUUGUAUUCGUAUGGGAAUAAUUUUCUUAUCAAUUCAAUGAUUAAAAUAUGUGUAUCAAAUAAAAAUAAAAAGUCUGGUCCCAUUAAGAUGCACAAAUAGUAUAACUGAA